Asparagus officinalis (garden asparagus) is the source of this 1307-nucleotide messenger RNA. Its product is annotated as syntaxin-32-like. Gene Ontology annotation, biological process: vesicle-mediated transport. Bases 276 to 959 code for a protein of 227 amino acids. The transcript is spliced from 3 exons. The record is from RefSeq and is a predicted model, not a curated record. Lineage: Eukaryota; Viridiplantae; Streptophyta; Magnoliopsida; Asparagales; Asparagaceae. Gene Ontology annotation, cellular component: membrane.
CCACCACCUCUCCACCCUCCUCUGCUUAUCGAUCCCUUCCCUCGAAACCUCCCCUCCAAUCCCCCCUCAAUUCUCAAAACGCUAGCCUCGUUCCAUCACCCAACCCUAGAUCUGCACCCCCCUCGCCUCCUCAGAUUCAAGAUCGAGGGAUCAAUUCGUGAAGUUUGUGGGGGGAGCUCAAACCCUAGGCUCGUUUCAACACCCGCUCCCAGAUCUGGACCUACCGUCGGUUGAAAUUUGUUCCAUUAAAUUCUAGAUCUUAGAGAGAAGUCGAGAUGCAUUCGAGGUCGGCGCAGUCGUCGUAUAGAGAUCGGACGCAGGAGUUUCAGACGCGGCGACGGAGACUGAAGAAGUCGAUCCCCUCUCAUCAACCGGACGCGCAGUUUGGCAACUCCGCUGUGAACGCGGCCGAGAGGCCGAAGUCUCGGGGGGUCUCGGUUCACUCCGAAUUCAACAAGAGAGCUUCCAAGAUUGGUCUUGGGAUCCAUCAGACCUCCCAAAAGCUCGCCAAACUGGCGAAAUUGGCAAAGAGAACAUCGGUUUUUGAUGAUCCAACUGUUGAGAUACAGGAACUUACAGCAGUCAUUAAGCAAGAUAUUACAGCUUUAAAUUCUGCAGUUGUAGAUCUGCAACUUCUCUGUAAUUCGCAGAAUGAAACUGGCAAUAUAUCCAAUGACACUACCAGCCAUUCAACUACUGUGGUUGAUAAUUUGAAGAACCGUUUGAUGAGUGCAACGAAGGAGUUCAAAGAAGUCCUAACCAUGCGGACAGAGAACAUGAAGGUUCAUGAGAACAGAAGACAACUGUUUUCAUCUUCAGCAACAAAAGAUUCUACAAAUCCUUUCAUUAGGCAACGUCCUUUGGUUUCGAGGGGAUCUGCUGACUCAACUGCACCACCAGCACCCUGGGCAAAUGACUCAGCUUCUUCUUCUUCUUCUCAGUUGUUUCCCCCUAGGUAAUGUUGUCUGCAAAAUGAUAUUUACUUAUUUCGUUAAAUUUAAAUUUUAGGUCCAUACAAAUUUAAUAUAAUAGCUAAAUGGAGAGAUGAUACAUUUUAUCUUUUUUUUUGUUGGGCUAACAAAAGCUAAAUGAUGGUCCGAAAAUUAUUCCAUGAUAAUGCUGACAUAGUCUAACUCUCUAAACGAUUGUUUACAUGUAAUUUUCCCAUAGAUAGGUAUCUGCAGCAUUAAUAUUUUUUAAUACGGAUGUCCUCAAAAUGGUAAUCAAUUCCGGUUGUUUAGGAUCAGUUAGUUUCAUAGAUAUGACAAUGUUUUGUAUAUUUUUGAAACUGAGCUAUGUGAGACUAU